AUGUCUUCGGAAGGCGAAAAGCAGAAGGAGGGUGGUGAUGCCAGCCAGAGCUGGGGUGGAUGGGCGUCUUGGGCGACAAACGCUGUCACAAGUGCUGUUGAAAAAGUAAACAAUGUGGCGGAAGAAUCCAUCAACGCAAUUUCCGAAGCCUCCGAGUUCAUGCAGCGCGAUCUGGAAGAAUUCGCAAAAGUAGUGAAAGAGGAUUCAAGUGCGAUUCUGAGCGCAGCGACGGAAGCUUCCUAUCAAUCGAUUAAUCAUUAUGCAGGAGAAGAGAUUGCCAAGGAAACCGCGAAUUACACAAAGGCUGGCGUGUCUUUGCUUGGAACUGGCUUAAGAACUCUAGUUGAUGGAGUCGAAAAAGUCCUUCUGGAAUCCGACCACGAAUCCGAAGAUGACGAGGAAAUUUCAGAAAAUCAGAAAGAAACUCCAUCCCUUCCAGAGAACAAAUCGCAAACGAACCUAGAAGAGCCCAUUUAUGAAACGAAUCCGCAGAUCUAUCUUCGCGACCCUAUGGAUCCCAAUUUCGACAGCUGGAAAGCGAAUUUCAACAAAACUAUCGAAGCCAGAAAGAAUAAACUGACAGAAAUCUUGAUUGCCAGGACGAACGUUCGACUCAUGUACAAUAAACUAGUCCCGAAGAAAGCGAAUCAUAACGAUUUUUGGGCUAGAUAUCUCUAUCGUCUAGAGCUGGAAGGAUUAGUCCCUGACACAGAUCACGUGCAUGCCCCUGACGAACUUGAAUUAUCGACCACUUCUGCUCUUUCCGAAGGCGAAAAGCAAGGGGAAUCUUCUCCGUAUAGUGCCGAGUCUGAAUCCCUAGACGUUGUAAAUAAAGACGAAAUAAAGAAGAUCGCGGACAGCGAUGAAGACUGCGACAUGGACGAUUGGGAAAAAGACCUCGACUUGGACAUUACGGAGGAAGAAAUGAACAAAGCGCUGGCGGAAGUUGACGACGACUGGGACUUUGAAGAUGCUUGA
Molecule: messenger RNA, 978 nt
Organism: Oikopleura dioica
Lineage: Eukaryota; Metazoa; Chordata; Appendicularia; Copelata; Oikopleuridae
Source: the annotation of a GenBank genome assembly